This is a messenger RNA of Striga asiatica, 600 nucleotides long. NCBI's taxonomy places the organism in Eukaryota, Viridiplantae, Streptophyta, Magnoliopsida, Lamiales, Orobanchaceae. The record is from the annotation of a GenBank genome assembly.
AUGUUGAAUACCGACAAUGACAAACAGAUAACACAUUUACAGUCUCCACGAAUCUUGUCAAAAGUUCCAAAUCUUCUUCUUCACAAGUACUCAUGUGUUUCAUCACCUCAAUUGCACCUCUCAUACGCUCUAUGUUCAACUCUAGCGCUUGCUUCUUAUCAAGCUUUGACUCGAGAUUCCUCUUCUCAUUCUCAUUCAGCGCUCGACGUUUCUCCAGUUCUGUCGUCCGCAGCUUUAAUUUUACUCUCUGAGCCUCCAAUUCCGCUUUGCUUCUCUUUUGCUCCUCAGAAAUCUUGCGGAGCGAGCAACGGCCAACGGGGCUGCUGCUAUUCGAAAUCCCCCGCCGUCGUGGAGUUGCUGCCGAUCGGUGGUCACGGCUCUACUCUGCUCGAACGCCAACGAACGGGGAUGAUAUGCGUGAUGCUCGGCUCCUUGAAUCUGUUCGAACGCACGGCGUACGGGACUCCUUCGGCGAGGUUGCUGCUCGUGAACCCUUCUUCUCGCACGGACAGAGCACGAUCCGCCGUGCUACGUGCGAUGACGAAGAAUGGACGGAACCUGCUCGAUGUCGUCGGGGAGGAUGAAGACGCUGCUCGGUGA